CGAUACACAUCGAAUAAUUCGUAAAUACUUGCUAAUGUCCUCUGUACAAUCGCUGCGUAGACAUCCAUACCCGUGGAUUCCGUGAUAUGGAAUUUGACGACUUUUAUUGAGGCAGGAUGGAAAUAUAUGAAGUAACUCAGCAUCAUCGCAUCCAAACGCUCGUUGAUUAUAAUCAGUUUUUCCAUCCGAAUGUUUGUCACGUUUGCAAAUCGACAGACCAAAGUAAUUUGAUAUCAUGUGCACGGUGUCACAUGAUUUCUUAUUGUUCGGAGGAGCACAGAAAGCAGCAUCUAUCACACCAUGAAGAUAUCUGUACAGUUAUAGCAAUGUUCAUAGAUGAAAAUCCAGAAUGGAAUACACAACGUUUAACCGCCAAUUGUUGGAUUGAAAAACAGAAAAAUCUGAUCCAAAUAUGUGGAGCAGUACUCGGAUAUCAAUUGAAGACGUACGAAGUGCAGAUGUUCAUGUUCGCGAAAGUAUGUUUUAUAUGUCAUCAACGACAUAAUUUAUUUACUUGUCAAAAAUGCUUUUGCAUCAGCUAUUGUAAAGAUCACAUGUCAGAAAGAUCUUUGCACAUAUUUGCCUGUAAGGAUCUGGCGUUAAGUCUCAACUUGGAUAUUAUAUUUCUUGAAAGAACGCCGUGGACAGCAAUAUAUGUUAAAUGCCCUAAUUUUCUUAAUAAGAAGAAACCCUUUACAGAUAUGAAUUUAUUUUGUCAUCAAUAUUACGAAGAACUAAGAAAAUAUAACAGAUGGAGUUUUAACGUUUACUCCUUUACUGAUUACGUAUCGGGACCGUUGACUCUAUACAAGGCGUUGCAGAUUGCAAAUUUAUUCCACUUACAGAAAGAAACACAUACCUUCAUCAUUCAUAUCAUAGCCGCAAACUAUGUGGAUAGACGCAAUUUUCCAGCUUGGGAGUAUUUCUUACAUCUCUUAAGUAAAAAAGUAAUGAAGAUAGUAAUUGUUAUGAUAGGACCAGAAUUACAGUACGAAAAUAAUGAACACAACGUUUGCUCCCGUUGCAAAGCAGCUAACAGAAGACUCAUUUUACAAUCUUUUCCUCUGUUGUAUCACAAUUAUACGUUCAGUAGUGACUACAGGCGACCAAAUGUGAUUGUUGGCUUUCAAGCAGAACUUGAUGGCGAGUCAUGGUCGGAAUCAUUAAAAGCAAUACAGACCCAGAACUGUCUGUUACUUUUAACCGCUAAAUCGCGACUUCGAGCAUAUUGGGAUAUAAUUAAGAUACAACAAGUUCUAGGCACAUUUAUAAAACCUGUUCUUGAAAUGACAAAUUAUUUUGUUUCAUGUAGGCCAUAUAGGGACCUUGAUACUGGUUAUGUAUUCCUCCCUAACACUUAUUUGGUUAUGUACAAGAAUUUAAGCAUAUCGAUUGAAGCAAGUAACAGUACUGUCAAUAAUUAGUUUUAAAUGUUCUUAUAAUAUAUAAUUACACACACACACACACACACACACACACACACACACACACAC
Messenger RNA from Odontomachus brunneus, 1493 nucleotides. RefSeq lists its product as uncharacterized. The transcript is spliced from 2 exons. Lineage: Eukaryota; Metazoa; Arthropoda; Insecta; Hymenoptera; Formicidae. Gene Ontology annotation, cellular component: extrinsic component of mitochondrial inner membrane. Bases 117 to 1424 code for a protein of 435 amino acids. The record is from RefSeq and is a predicted model, not a curated record.